UCGAACCCUAGAAUAAAUUCUAUAUUCUCGAUUGAUCACUCAAGCUUGUUGUUUUUACCAGAUCUACUGUCAUCCCUAUUCCCGCUAAUUUGGAAUUUCCUACAUUUUCUUUGGGUCAGGAAAAAGAGUAAUACUGACCUUAUAAUUUAAAAUAAAAUAUCUCUCGUUAAAAAAAUUUUUUUCUAGAACCUCGGCAAAAUGUCUGUAGGUUCAACACAAUUAGAACAUUAUUAUUCUUCAAUGAAUUCUGUCAAUAAUUCUUCAAAAAAUUCGUAUUCCCCUUAUUAUGAAUAUUUAAAUGUUGGUUCAGCAGCUUCUGCUACUUCCUCAUAUCCCCAAUCUAUACAACAACAACAAUCUACAAAUUCGUUGCUUCAGCCAACAGCUACAUCAGCAGUUGUUGCUUUAGGUGGCGGAGGAGGAGGGCAACAACAUCAAGUAACUAAAAUUAAAUUUAGGAAAAAUAUUUUGGAUCCAGUAGCACAGUAAUUAUCUCAAAUGUUCCCCUUAGUACCCCUUUAAUGUCCCUUCGAACUAGCCAAUGUUCCCUUUGGACCAUCCAAGUUCUCAUCGGACUACCCAAAGCUCCCUUCAGACAACCUAAAUGCUCCUUUCGGACUACCCUAUGUUCCUUUCGGACUACCCUAUGUUCCUUUCGGACUACCCUAUGUUCCCUUCUG
This is a messenger RNA of Meloidogyne enterolobii, 680 nucleotides long. Lineage: Eukaryota; Metazoa; Nematoda; Chromadorea; Rhabditida; Meloidogynidae. The record is from the annotation of a GenBank genome assembly.